This is a messenger RNA of Eucalyptus grandis, 3041 nucleotides long. RefSeq names its product pentatricopeptide repeat-containing protein At1g08070, chloroplastic-like. Gene Ontology annotation, biological process: RNA modification. NCBI's taxonomy places the organism in Eukaryota, Viridiplantae, Streptophyta, Magnoliopsida, Myrtales, Myrtaceae. The record is from RefSeq and is a predicted model, not a curated record. Gene Ontology annotation, molecular function: RNA binding; zinc ion binding; protein binding. The transcript is spliced from 2 exons. The coding region runs from base 624 to 2258 and encodes 544 amino acids.
UCCAUUUGUAAUACUUCUUUGUCCUUUUCCUUCACAUGCGUCCAAGAGCAUCCCAUCUUCUUGACUCUUAGGGGAUGCGUGUGGGAGUUUUCUGGUGCAAAAUUUUUGUGAUAUUGACGUUGGAGCUGUACUCCCGACGUUUCCCUUCUCGGUCCGAACGUGAAAAAUCAAGAAAUCACGCUUUUUACCGCUGAACAUUUGAGCUACGCAUCAGGGGACAGUAACUGUGGGGAAAGAAACGGGGGAGGAGGAGAAGCCCGACAUAAAGGAGUCCCCUUUUGGCGCCUGAAUCAACUUCCUAAGCUCUGUGUCUCUCUUUUUGCUGCGAAGCUGAAGUAGAAGAUCGGACCCGUUUUGGAUUUGAUGAUUAGACGGAAAGGCCGCUGCUUUCUUGUUGCACCGAGCAAUGGGAAGCUUCGUUUUCGCUCGACUUCGUUGGCUCGUCCAGCCCCCGAGGCUCUCCCUCACUCUACUGACCAUCGAGCAACUUCGCUGAAUCCCCGUACGCAUCUACAAUGUAAAGAUGCGAACUUUUCCGUACCCAAGUUCUGCAUUUCGUCUCUACUGAACUGUCAGGGGUUUCCACGAUCAGACAAGUUCACGCGCUCAUCGCCGUCACUGGGAUGCUUCAUAACCUGUCUGUGGUGAACAAGCUCCUCCAUAUGUAUUCCUACCAUAGAGCUCUAGGGGAUGCGUAUGCACUGUUUGGUGUAAUGACAGAGAGAGACCCUGUCUCGUGGAGUGUGAUGGUUGGUGGGUUCGCUAAAGUUGGCGACUCUUUCAUGUGUUAUGGGACUUUUAGGGAACUCAUUCGUUCGGGAGCUCAACCCGACAACUACACAUUGCCUAUGGUGACAAGGGCUUGUAGAGAUACUUCAGACUUACAAAUGGGUCGAGUGGUUCAAAGUGUUGCGUGGAAAAAUGGGUUGAAUUUGGAUCGGUUCGUGUGCGCGGCAUUGGUGGAAAUGUAUGCAAAGUGUGGGGUGAUUGAGGACGCGAGGCAGUUGUUCGCUGAAAUGCCGGACAAGGACCUCGUGACGUGGACUGUCAUGAUUGGCGCACUUGCAGAUUCUGGUGAUGCUAACGAAUCACUGGAAUUAUUUGAUCGGAUGACACGAGAAGGAAUCGUUCCCGAUAAGGUUGCCAUGGUAAAUGUUGUUCAUGCAUGUGCCAAGUUCGGUGCUUUGCAUAAGGCUAGAGAAGUCCACAACUAUAUACGCAUGAAAAAUAUAACUCUCAACGUGAUAUUGGAGACUGCUAUGAUUGACAUGUACGCAAAGUGUGGCUGUCUCGGUUCUGCAAGGGGAAUUUUUGAGACUAUGAAGGAAAAGAAUGUUAUCUCAUGGAGUGCCAUGAUUGCGGCUUAUGGGUAUCAUGGGCAAGGAAGGAAAGCUCUUGACCUGUUUCCAAUGAUGUCAAGUAGUGGGAUUUUGCCGAAUAAGAUCACUUUUGUUUCGUUGCUGUAUGCAUGUAGUCAUGCAGGUUUAGUUGAGGAUGGUCUUCGAAUUUUCUCUUUGAUGCAAAAUGAUUAUGGUUUAGAACCGGAUGUGCAGCAUUAUACUUCAAUGGUUGAUCUUUUAGGCCGUGCUGGGAGAUUUGGUGAGGCCCUAAAUUUGAUAGACCAUAUGAUGGUGGAGAAGGAUGAAGGUCUGUGGGGAGCCCUUCUGGGCGCAUGUAGGAAACACAGGAACAUAGACUUGGCGGAAAGAGCGGCAAAGUCGCUUCUUGAGUUGAAAUCAAAUAAUCCAGGGCAUUAUGUUUUGCUCUCAAACAUAUAUGCAAAUGCUGGUAGAUGGGAAGAUGUGGCCAAGAUUAGGAACCUCAUGACCAAACAGAGAUUGAAAAAAGUUCCUGGUUGGACUUGGAUUGAAGUGGCCGACAAGGUUUAUCGGUUUGCUGUUGGGGAUACUAACCAUCCACGUUCUCAGGAGAUUUACUUGCUCCUGAAGAACUUGUGUGAAAAAUUAGAGUUGGCUGGCUAUGUCCCUGAUACAGAUUUUGUACUGCAUGAUGUUGAAGAGGAAGUUAAGAUCGGAAUUCUAUCGACACACAGUGAGAAACUGGCAAUUGCAUUUGGCCUUCUUGCAACUCCUGAGGGUACUUGUAUCAGAAUCACAAAAAAUCUAAGGGUUUGUGGAGACUGCCACACAUUUAUUAAGUUUGUAUCAGCAGUCGCUAAGAGGGUGAUUGUAGUCCGGGAUGCAAACAGGUUUCAUCACUUCGAGGAAGGUGCUUGUUCUUGUGGAGAUUAUUGGUAACUGAUCAUUUGACUUUCUGCACGUCUACGACUUCUUCUCCUUGGAUGUAGUUUCAUCCCCAGAAAAAGAGAGCAGGUCCAUUGUAUACCAAAGCGUGCAAGCGCAUCCUCAUCAUUUCAGGGGGAGUCCUUUUCAAUCUGCUUGAUGUGAACACACCAUUGUUGGCUCAGAUUCCCCGACAUUGUACUGCAAUGGAUCUAUAUGAGCCCUCGUCUCUGAGAACCCGAAGAAUCCUGCUGCAGGAAAGAGUAGCAGCAGCGUGAAGUUUCAAUAUGAACUCCCGGAUUGUUUUCUGCCUCCCCUAGAAGAAUGAACGGCACUACAACUACUUCUUCGCCAAUUUCACAGUAGACAAUAGAUGAAUGCAGAACUGCCGGCUAAUAGCCGAUGCCUUCCUGAGCACUCUUUCUUGUGCUGAUGAGGUUACCGUCACUGUCCCAGACUUCUCGAAUCUAAAUGCGGGAGUUGCUCCUUUUUUGACUCUCUCUAGCCUCUUCUGCUGCAAGCUUUGGUGCAGCCUCGAAGGGCAGCAUUUUAUACUUUGAUUUCUGCAUUAUGCUCAGAGAAUAUAGGGGAGCAAACAGACCGGGCCGGGAUUAGAGAUAUUUUCAGCCUGGCCUGAAAGAUAAGAAAGGCCUGGACCGAACCGAGUCGGUGAGGGCUAAAGCCCGAUUUUUUCUUUAAUGUUCUAAUAUCGUAGUACUCAAUAUCAAUCCAAACUCUCAUGUGCGAGUCAAGCAAUCAACACCAAGUUAUUUGAUAGUUUAUAAUUUCCAUUUUGGA